Protopolystoma xenopodis is the source of this 558-nucleotide messenger RNA. NCBI's taxonomy places the organism in Eukaryota, Metazoa, Platyhelminthes, Monogenea, Polystomatidea, Polystomatidae. The record is from the annotation of a GenBank genome assembly.
AUGUCCCGGGCUCUUCGAGUCCCCAGCUCCGGAAAGGGCAGCAGAACCCUGCGCUCCUCUCCAAGCGCCCAUACAGCAACGGCCGAGUCAAGGGGCCCCAAGUUCCGGCAACGCAGCCCAGCAACCUCGGUCGGCGGCAUCUCAUCCACUGGCUCCGGCGUCAGGCCGAGGCCGGUCGGCUUCAGCGGCACCAUGACGCCUGUCAACUCGGGCCAGUCACCGACGGGGGCACCGACCAAUAUUGAGCUGACGCCAUGCGGACCAAUCAGGCAGCCGUUGCCCGGGCCCCCCGGGCCCCUCGGGACUAGAGCCAGUCUGCAGCGCGUCAGACGCAUCAAGGCGACUGCGGAAGAGACGGAGAGUACGACGGUCGCCGGAAUUGUGGAUGGAGUUGGGGGAUUCGAGGGAGCGAGUGGAGGUGUGGCGGCAGUGUUAGGCGGCGGUCUGAAUGGUGGGAUCACUUCUGGACACGGCAUGAGGCAGCAUUUCUCUGCCAACAUCCACAUGAUCCCGAUGGGAGCCGGCCUUCAACAGCAGGCCUUUAAGGCUCGAAAAUGA